AUGAUGAAAGGCAUCAAGUUUAUGUCAAAUGAAGCUCUUUUGAAGGAAAUUGGAAUGUUGAACCCAAUGCCUGGACGGGUGGCAUCAGCCACCAGAUCACUGAAUCCACUUGUAGUUGGCAUUAUAGUGGUGGCUGGAGUGGUGAUCCUGGCAGUGACCAUUGGUCUCCUUGUCUACUUUUUGGGCUUUGAACGGAAACCAUACAUUUACCAAAGUGACCUUCACAUAAGGAAUGUGGAAUACACAAAUCAGUUGGAAUCACCAACUUCACAAGAAUAUAGAUCUUUAAGUAGAACUAUUGAGAAUUUGAUGAAUAAAACCUUCAAAGCAUCAAAUUUAAGAAGCCAAUUCAUCAGAGCUUAUGUUGCAAGAUUUAGGAGAGAUAAUGAAGAUGUGAUAGCAAAUGUGCUCCUGAAGUUUCAGUUCAAGGGUGCUACCAGUGCAGCAUCAAUGAAGAGAAGAAUCGAGCAAAUUUUAAGGCAAAUACAGAAUAAUGCUGGAUCUUUGACAAUCAGUCUUUUGCCAACAGAAGUUAAACCUAUUGAUCCUGUAGUUGUACAAGAUAUUCUCAUCAAAAGAUGUGGGACCCGCCCUGAACUGAUAACAUUGUCCUUUGAAAGAAUCAUACAAGGAACACAAGCCAGUGCAGGAGACUGGCCAUGGCAAGCCAGCCUUUGGAUCAACAAUGCUCACCGCUGUGGAGCUAUCCUAAUUAGCGACACAUGGCUCGUGACUGCAGCUCACUGCUUCCGAAUCUCCCGUGACCCACGUCAAUGGAGUGUUACUUUUGGAUAUUCCUUAAGAUCUCCAGAAAUAAGAGCAAAUGUGAAGAAUAUUAUAAUACAUCCUAAUUAUAUGGCACCAACUCAUGAAAAUGACAUUGCACUCGUGGAGCUAACUAAUAGAAUUACCUUUAACAAAAAUGUCCACAAGGUCUGUCUUCCAGAGGCCAAUCUGAUCAUCCCCUCAGGAACCAGAGUUUAUGUGACAGGAUGGGGAUCACAGAUAAGUGGUGGUAAUAGUGUUCCCAUUCUUCGUCAAGGUGGGGUCGAAAUCAUAAGCAAUACCGAAUGUAAUUCACCAGAGAACUAUAAUGGACUUAUCACAUCUGGCAUGAUAUGUGCUGGAAUUCCUGGAGGUGGCACUGAUGCUUGUUCGGGAGAUUCUGGUGGACCAUUAGUGCUAGCUGACUCAAGGCAGAUCUGGUCUGCUGUUGGAAUAGUGAGUUGGGGAGAUGAGUGUGGCCUGCCAAACAAACCUGGAGUCUAUACAUACUUGCCAGUCUAUCGUAACUGGAUAAAGCAAGAAACUGGAAUCUAG
This is a messenger RNA of Gracilinanus agilis (Agile Gracile Mouse Opossum), 1320 nucleotides long. RefSeq names its product transmembrane protease serine 11D-like. Gene Ontology annotation, molecular function: serine-type endopeptidase activity. The record is from RefSeq and is a predicted model, not a curated record. NCBI's taxonomy places the organism in Eukaryota, Metazoa, Chordata, Mammalia, Didelphimorphia, Didelphidae. The transcript is spliced from 10 exons. Gene Ontology annotation, biological process: proteolysis. Bases 1 to 1320 code for a protein of 439 amino acids.